Schistosoma curassoni is the source of this 2196-nucleotide messenger RNA. The record is from the annotation of a GenBank genome assembly. NCBI's taxonomy places the organism in Eukaryota, Metazoa, Platyhelminthes, Trematoda, Strigeidida, Schistosomatidae.
AUGGAGAAAGAAAGAAUAAAAAGCGUAAUCGAAUUCUUCUCUACUCCAUUGGAUGAAGAAGAGCUAAUCGAUGGAGAAAGUAAACCCGAUGAACUGUACACCCUCUGUGAUGAUCCCAUGCAAGUACCCAUCAAACUCAUCGAUGAACAACUAAGGUUCGUUAAUCUUGCAACAGUCCAGGACCUUUUUGUUGACAAUUCAGGAUUUCUUGUUGUUGGUGCCAUUGGUUUACAGGGUUCAGGUAAAUCGUCUGUGUUAAAUAUUUUGGCGAAUUGCAUUUCUGACGGUUGUGGAGUUUUUGAUGGUCCUUUUAAUAUUCAAACUCUCAAGGAUGUAGUAACUAACAGCCCGUGUACUGCUGGUAUUAACUUAUAUAUUACACAAGAUCGUGUAAUUCUUCUGGAUGCCCAACCUCUUCUUUCAUUUGCACUCACCAACUAUCAUACUCACUUGGUUGCUACUGGUAAUAUAACAUCUUCGUCCUCGAGUACUCAUCCAGGGCUUUCGUUUCUUACAGGUCCUGGUAAUUGGAACAUGGAUAUUUGGGCUGAAAUGGCUUCUAUGCAGAUUGUCGCCUUUUUAAUAAAUGUAUGCCAUGUUGUACUUGUUGUCAGUGAUAAUUUAACUACUGCUUCGACUCAGUUACACCGGCUUAUCGAUAGAGCAAUAGGUCUUAAACCAACUGUUUUUACACCGAAUGCCAUGCCAAUCCAUGCACUACGUGGUCGUCAACAUUCUGAUAUACAUAACAAGUCAUCAGAUAAUAAUAAGAAUUGUACAGAUAUAAAAAAAUUGACAACUAGUGUACAAGGUUUACAAAUUUCUAAUGUAAAUAAAACUAAUCCAUCUAUUAUCAACAAAGAUAAUAAAAGUUUAGAAGUUGAAGAUGUUGACAUUUUAUCUUUGUCUGAACAUCAACAAUUUAUUGGGAAUUAUUCUACAUCAAAUAACAUUCUUGGACAAUAUCUUCAUUCUACUGAAGCUGAGUCUAAAGACGUUACAAAUGCAAUCAAUCGACUAAUAAAUUUAACUGAUUAUUCAGCCUCAUUAAUUCAUGUAUAUAAUCAGGCCCCAGCAGCUGUAUUUCUUGACCCGGUUGUGUGUGAAAAAUUAGAUAGGUAUAGGAAUAAAAUACUACCACUUAUGUACCCAGAGUACAGAAGGUUAGUAUCACUUGUUACUGUUGGUCCAAGAAUUUUAUCCGCUCACCUUCAGUCACGAAAUCGUGAUCAACCUACAACUGCACGUCAAAACUCUGCACAAAAUGAUACUCCUACUGAAAUAAAUCGAAACACUACUGACGUAAAGCUAACUAAAAACAGUUCAGAAAAUCGUUUAGUCCCUGACAAUUUUACCGCGCAAAAUUAUCCAGGUUUUCUUGAUACUCAGGAAAAUUCUGUCUUACCUACUCCAUCAGGACUUUCCGAACCGUCCUCAGUUUCAUCAGACAAAGGACUUGCAUCAUCACAAAAGCCUUCGAAUAUCAGCGCAGAAACGUUGACUUCAGUAGAAGUUGAUAAUGAGUCAAAACCUAAUCCAACCCACUGUUUAACUUCAUUAAAUACAAUUCAAGAAAAAUCAAAACCUUUUUCUGGUGAAAAACCUGAUGGGUACAUUCCCUUGGAUAACAGUAACAAUAAUAGUAAUAAUUUUGUUAAAAAAUUUGGCUUAUCGGAAUCAGAGAUAGUAUCGCAGUGUUGCAAUGUUUUGCAUAAUGUAGAAGAUGAACUCAAUUCUGUUUUAAAACACACUAACUUAUCCGCUGGUGUAGACCAUCACAAGAAGAUUGUAGAGGAACGAUCAGGAAUAUUACCGGUCGAAGGUCAGCUCCCUGAUAAUGAUUUACUACAUAUACCUGGUAUUAAUGGUGAGAAGUUGAAUGCCAGUCUUGUUCAAAUGUAUCAUGAUGUACAGACUACUAGAUGUAACUUUUUCGAUGUUCAAAAGCGAUUAGAUCAACCAAGAUUAUUCUUGAUACCAGAAGUUGACGAUGAAGGACACUCACCAUUAGGGUGUCCAACAUACUUAACAUCAGCCCGUAUCUUACAAGAAGCUGUUUUCUCUACUCCUCGACAGCAUAUUAUGCCUAAUUUUACAGAGAAGAAAUGGAUAACAUAUGUUCAUAAAAUGUGGGAUGCUGUAAUACAUUCCCCUUUGUUCCUCGAUUAUCAUUCCGUUCGGAUGAAUCAGAUAUAA